AGUAUACUUUAAUCCAUUUCUAGCUUUAACUAGUUUAAUUCAUUUAUAGCACUCUAUCCCUUUAUAUACUAACUUUACCUACAUUUAUUCUUCAAUACUACUCUAUUCCUUUACUAGCUUUACUGAGAUCAAUCUUACUCCAGUGUUUUAAUCCUUUACUAGCUUCACUGAGAUCAAUCUUACUCCAGUGUUAUAAUCCUUUACUAGCUUUACUGAGAUCAAUCCUACUCCAGUGUUAUAAUUCUUUACUAGCUUUACAGAGAUCAAUCCUACUCCAGUGUUAUAAUUCUUUACUAGCUUUACUGAGAUCAAUCUUACUCCAGUGUUAUAAUCCUUUACUAGCUUUACUGAGAUCAAUCCUACUCCAGUGUUAUAAUCCUUUACUAGCUUCACUGAGAUCAAUCUUACUCCAGUGUUAUAUUCCUUCACUAGCUUUACAGAGAUCAAUCCUACUCCAGUGUUAUAAUUCUUUACUAGCUUUACAGAGAUCAAUCCUACUCCAGUGUUUUAAUCCUUUACUAGCUUUACUGAGAUCAAUCUUACUCCAGUUUUAUAAUCCUUUACUAGCUUUACUGAGAUCAAUCUUACUCCAGUGUUAUAAUCCUUUACUAGCUUUACCGAGAUCAUUAGCACUAUAAUCCUCUACUAAUCUUUCUUGCAACUUCGAUUCUUUAAUCCUUUAAUAUUACUUUAAUCCAAGUACCAUAUUCUUCAGCCCUGAGCUGAGUACUGAAAGUUCAUAUUCUCAACGUAGUUUGAAUGAAGGAUGUUAGGAUGGUUCGGAGCUUACUCCUCUUCUCUACAAUCCUAUUAAUUUUGAAUUGUAAAGGAGAGAAUGUGGAAGAUUAUGAUUAUGAUGAAACUGACCCAAAUGAUGAAGAAACCAGCAACAAGGAUAAGGAUGAACACGAAGAUGAGACUUCGUAUGAAGAUAUGAGGGAUGAGAGGGAAGAAAAUGAUGAUGACGGGAGUGGAUUAGGUUAUUAUGAGUAUGAUUACUCCAUGUCUGAUGAGAACCAGGGUUCAGCUGAGUACUAUCAACAGUAUGAAGAUGGUCCGAAGUAUGAUGAGAGUGAACUAGAAUAUAUUCCCGAGAUUACAAGCAGACCUGAGAAUAUUAUUAUUAAACCAUUAGAAUCUGUUUCCUUCCCUUGUCAGGCCCAGGACGCGGAUAAGUUUGUCAGGGUUUGGUUAAAGAACGGAGAAAUGUUGUUUACUGGUAAUAUCAGGCUUACUGAAGAUUCAAGGUUCUCACUCUCAGAAAAGAAUACGAGCUUGGUGUUGGUUAACUCAACUACAGAGGAUUCUGGAGUAUAUGAAUGCAGGAUAAUGGUGAAACAGAGUUUAUCUGUUCAGCACAGAUUACAGGUUACAGAGACAUUCUCUAUAAAGUCCGAUCCCCCUGAAGGAGUUAUUAUGGUUCCUAUUCACGGAGCAACUGAGUUCGGUUGCAUUGUUAUUGGAGGUUCAAAUUCUUCAACCUUAUCCUGGAGCAGGGAUAAUAUUAGGUUCAGGGACGGAUCGUAUUCAGUUUCUGGAUCCAGGUUGAAGUUAGAAAACGUGACACUAGAGGACUCUGGAUACUACUACUGUACAACUCAGGACUCCAACGGAGUAGUGAAGGCAGCAUCCGUCCAUCUCCAGGUUCUAUCUACUCCUGUUAUCCUGGAGCUGAGCAAGAACGUUCUUCAGUCUGGGAAAGGUCUGGUUCUGGAGAUAAGUUGCUCUGUCAAAGGAGAUCCUAAACCUAAGGUCAAUUGGUACAAGAACGGAGAAACUAUUUUAGAAUCUGGACGGAUUGAGGUAGGAGAGGCAGGUACCCGGAGUAUACUAAUUAUCCGAGGGUUCCAGGAUGGAGAUUAUGGAACCUAUGUCUGCUAUGCUAGGAACCUGCUCGGGAACCUACAGCAGAGUAUUCAGGUUCUACAGGCAGACAGGGAUAAUAUCAAACAAACAAACACUGGAACAGGUGGUGAAGGUCUAGAGGGAGUAAAGGAAGGGAUUCGGAUUCUAAGGAAGAGUAUUGAGAAGGAUCAUAAAACCAUGCUAAACUUCCGGAGACGGAUAGAGAAAGAAAUAGAGAUGAUUAAAGAAAACCAAGGGAACCUCAGUCUACCGGUAAAACGGACACAGAAUUCGUUCGACAAAGCAAUUCUAUCAGAUAUAGGUAGGAUUAAACAAUACUAUCAGAUAUAGGUAGGAUUAAACAAU
This is a messenger RNA of Eurytemora carolleeae, 2211 nucleotides long. RefSeq names its product protein amalgam. Gene Ontology annotation, molecular function: axon guidance receptor activity. Gene Ontology annotation, biological process: homophilic cell-cell adhesion; synapse organization. The record is from RefSeq and is a predicted model, not a curated record. The transcript is spliced from 15 exons. The coding region runs from base 760 to 2196 and encodes 478 amino acids. NCBI's taxonomy places the organism in Eukaryota, Metazoa, Arthropoda, Copepoda, Calanoida, Temoridae. Gene Ontology annotation, cellular component: axon; plasma membrane; neuronal cell body.